CAUCCACGCGAUCAGACGACGGCUUGUGCGUGCAGUCAGAACCACGCGAUUAAUCGCCAAACUGCCGCCGAAAGAAGUGCAGAAACAGUUGCCUUUCAGUGUCCGAUAGCAUCAAUAAUUAAACAUCGGGAAAUGGCGGGGUUUUUUUACCUUGUGUCUAUCUAGCCUUAAUGCGUGCUUUAUUUACGUGAUUAAGGGGUUUUACAUACGAUAAUAUGUUCAACGUUGUGUACCUUAGACAGAUAAUGUUCGAGACCAUCGAUUUUUGUGAAUGCGAAAGAUCCAAAUGAAUUUGAAAAAAAACAAACACACCCAAAAGCUGAAAAAAGCAUUUCCCAAACUGAUGUCUGUAAAGCUGUGAUUGUAGAUGUGCUGAUCGAUGGAACAUAUUUGGCUCCUGAAGAUCAAGGAGUGAGCAACAGUGGCCACUUUCACUGAUGUGUCAAGUCUAGUGCACUCAGUCUAAUUUUCACGUUUCAAGAAAACCGUUACAUUCUUCUUGUCCUCACUCCAGGAAAUUGCAUUAAAAACUUUCGUCAAACCGAAUAUGAUACUGAGCCAAGUAUCCAGAGCCCAAAAUCUGUUGAACCAACAGCAGCUGCAACAACAACAGCAGCAGCAACAACAGCAGCAGCAACAACAGCAGCAGCAGCAGGAGAACUAGUUUCUUUCGGGACAGAGAGAAGUGGUCAGUUGGCUCAAGAUGGUCAAAUUAGCGGACCCUCUGGUGCGCUGCUGUGAUCUGACGCACGGUGUGCCGGCUGCUGUCUUCUGUAUACUGCUCUUUAUGCUUCAGGCAGCUGUUAUGGACUACUACCUGAUUUAUCAUCUAAAUAGUUUUCAUCUGUUGUGGACUGCGGCUGACCUCCUGAACUUAGUCUUGCUCAUCGCUUGCGUCUACCUGUCAAACGUUUCCCUGGAGAGGCAGAAAGUGGACGAGCACGCCACUUACUUCAGCAUCGCCUGGGUGUCGUGGCUGCUCAUCAACGGUGUGUUAUCUGCGAAAACUAUCGUGAUUUUCGUGGCGACGGGCGACGAGAUCGAGGAGGAGGAGCCUACGUUUUUUGGCCCCAACACCAUGAAGACGACGAUAGCGUUGAGCAGUUGCAUCUUCUUGUUGCUGCUCACAACACAGCAUGAUGCCCCCCUCGGGAGUGACCGGCGCCGGUACAUCGAAGAGCUCACUGGGACGGUUGUGUUUGAUCUCCUGGACACUGUGGAUAUUCUGGAGAUUCUUUUCGACAAGGAGACUGUAUACAUCAUGUGGCAGGGGCUCGAAGAAGGCGUUUUUGUUGUGGCAGCAUUUAAUUUGAUCAUUCCUGCCCUUCCUCUUUUUACUCUCAGUUGGACAAAAUUCGGGAGAGAUAAACUCAGGAAGAAAAUGGUUUAUAUUCACCGACUUCUAGUGGUUUUAAUGGUUAACGUUCCGAAUCUACUGGUGAGAAUGAUUCUGUGGCAUGGCUUCAGUGUUGGAAUCACUGCUUUCAGUCUGAAAAACGUAAUUCUUAUUUCUCUGACUCUUUACGAGUUUUAUGAGCACAAGAAAGAAAAGUUCCACUUGCAUAAAAGAAAAGAUUUACACAUGGCCGAGUUGGGGGGCAAAGGUCACGCAAACAAAGGAUUUGGCGAUGGUAAGACUCAACGCCACAAAGGGAACGAGGCGGGGAAUAUCUGGGGGGUUGCUGAAGAAAAUAAGUCUGUAGAUGAAACAGAUGAGAGUUUUGCCAUUGAGAGUAGAGUAAUUGAUUUCAUUUGAGUAAGAAUACAUAUCGUAAAACUUGGAAGUUAUACAUGCUUUUGGGAAAAUGGUUUACACAAUAGAGGAUGAACCAAUAAUAUAAAAA
Messenger RNA from Aplysia californica (California sea hare), 1844 nucleotides. RefSeq lists its product as uncharacterized. The record is from RefSeq and is a predicted model, not a curated record. The coding region runs from base 704 to 1756 and encodes 350 amino acids. NCBI's taxonomy places the organism in Eukaryota, Metazoa, Mollusca, Gastropoda, Aplysiida, Aplysiidae. The transcript has 4 exons.